Messenger RNA from Thalassophryne amazonica, 714 nucleotides. Its product is annotated as myb-related protein B-like. Gene Ontology annotation, cellular component: nucleus. Gene Ontology annotation, molecular function: RNA polymerase II cis-regulatory region sequence-specific DNA binding; DNA-binding transcription factor activity, RNA polymerase II-specific. NCBI's taxonomy places the organism in Eukaryota, Metazoa, Chordata, Actinopteri, Batrachoidiformes, Batrachoididae. The record is from RefSeq and is a predicted model, not a curated record. The transcript is spliced from 6 exons. The coding region runs from base 1 to 714 and encodes 237 amino acids. Gene Ontology annotation, biological process: regulation of DNA-templated transcription.
AUGGUCUCCCCCACAUUUACCACACCUCCGAGCCCCCCGACAGACUGCAGCAACAUGACCAUACCGCUGACACUUAAAGCAUUUAAGCGGUGGCCUUCUAUAUGGCUGCACUCUAAAAGCAAGACAGCCCAGGAACACUCUGUCUGGCAGCGCAUCUUCCUGAAAGAUCCUCAGUGUGUCAGAGUCCAGCGAGCCGCAGUGAUGAGCAGCCGAAGCCCCAGAUCCUGCACAAAGAUUCACUACAACAGAUGGCGACAUAAACACUUUGAUGGACGCCAUUCCAGACUGAGCCCAGAGAAGUGUGCGUGGUCAAAAUACGAGGACCACAAGCUGUACCAGCUGGUCCAGGAGUUUGGUUCAAGGAACUGGUCUUCUGUUUCCCUUCACUUUACAGGUCAGAGGUCAGAAGGGGAGUGUCAGCAGCGGUGGAGGCACAUAAAGAAUCCAGAGCCUGUCAAAGGUCCUUGGAAACAGCACGAGGACAAGAAGCUCAUCGAGCUGGUUCACAGGUACGGCGUGAAGCGCUGGUCGGUCAUCGCCAAGCACCUGCAGAGUCGUAACGGGAAGCAGUGCCGCGAGCGUUGGCACAACCACCUGGACCCGAGCGUGAAUAAGAGCAGCUGGACGCUGGAGGACGACCGCAUCAUCUGCCAGGCCCAGAAAGCCAUGGGGAACCGCUGGGCCCACAUCUCCAAAAUGCUGCCCGGCAGGUAG